This is a messenger RNA of Tetrahymena thermophila SB210, 4578 nucleotides long. RefSeq lists its product as hypothetical. The record is from RefSeq and is a predicted model, not a curated record. Gene Ontology annotation, molecular function: protein binding. NCBI's taxonomy places the organism in Eukaryota, Ciliophora, Oligohymenophorea, Hymenostomatida, Tetrahymenidae. The transcript is spliced from 5 exons.
AUGAAAAUAGUUAUUGACUUUGGAUUGAAGUAUAAUUAAUCAUUUAUUUUAGAAGGAGAAAUAAAAAAAUAUAAAUAAAAAAUAAGCUGCUAGUUGAGCUAUUAAGGGACUCUAUGGUUUGCAUCAUCACCCAUCGCAGCCAAGUCUUAACUUGACAUUUGCUAAGGUAAUAAAGGUGUUACUUUAUAAUAGUGCUUAGAGCCACCAUUCUAGUACUGCUGUGUGAUUUUUAGUGCCUAAUGCGGGUUACAAUUUUCUUGCCUAAAUUAUGAAAACCAUGAAGUCAAUCUGUACAGUUUUCCUGCCAACAUUUAGGUUUAAUAAAUGUAUAUUCAGAGUUAGACACAAAAUUUUUGGGUUGUUGAUGCAAACAACCUUUAUCUUUUUUAGAUUUAAAAUCCACUUUUAAGUUAGGUUGUUAAUAAAUCUCAGAUUCCAAAGUAGAAAUCAGGAGCAACUAAUAGCUUUUUUUAUUACUAAGGUAUAAAUAGGCUAUUUUUAGUCAAUAAACUAGGAGUAGAUGUUUAUGACAUUUAGAAUACUGAUCAAAUUAAUUUUAUUUUUACUAUCCCUGCUAAAACUAGCAUCUCCAUGAUAGCAAUUGAUUUCAAUUAUUAAACCUCAAAUAAACAACUACUUUUUGCCGAUAAAUGCUCAAUUACCCUUCCAAAGGCUCCGACUCUAAAUAAAAUAACAACUGAUUUGCUUUAUGUUUCAACAGAAGAUGCCAUUUAAAUUUACUAAAUCAAAGAAACAAAUUAUAAUUAAAUUCUACCCUCAGUUGUGAACAUUCCCCAAAUAAUAGUUUAUGAUAAAUUUAUAAGUGCUUUGUAAUACGCCUAUAGCUGUUAAUACACUCCAUAUAAAAAUUAUCUUCUCUCUGCCAAAGGAACUGAAGGAGUGUACAUCUUUUAAGAAGAUCCUUAUAGCCAUGCUCUGUCUUUAAUUUAGAAUAUAAAUCCCCCCAACUUUACCACUAAUCUCAAAUUAGCUAAGACAUUUAAUAAUGACAAUAAUUUAGUUAUCGGAAGAGAUAAUCAUCUUUAUUUCUACGAUAUAUCGAACAUCAACAAUCCUUAAUAAAUUUCCACUUUAUCUAUAUCUAUAGGAAAUUCAAUUCGUUCUGCCUACAUCACUAAGGAUCUAAAAAAAAUUAUUUUUGCAGGGGAUUCUCAAGGAGUUGUCAUUGCGGAUAUUUCUAAUUUAUCUGCGCCAUAGAUUAUUGCCUCUAAAUAUUAAGAUUUGCCUAUUAGUUCUAAAUGCUCAGAUUUAAGUAUGGAUGCAACUGAGAAAUACGUUUAUGCAUCAUACAAUGGUUAAGGAUUAGUCAUUUAUGAUGUCCAUAAUUAUACAAACCCUGUUAUUCUAUCUUAUAUUACUACUUACGGAGGACAAAAUAUUCGAGUCUUCUAAACAAAACCAUUAAUAGUUUUUGCUGAUGGAAUAUAUGGUCUCAAGAUCAUUGAUGUCAGUUAGCCAGCUUCUCCCUUUAUUUUAGUAUCUUUUAGAACUUAGGGAUCUCUUAAAGAAUGCUCGCUUAUAUAUAAAGAGACUUUCUUACUAUGCACAGCUAGAUUCAGAGGCUAAUUAUAGCUUAUUGAUUUGAGGGAUGUAAAAAAUCCUAAUAUUUUGCAAGUCUUCAACUACUAAGACAUUGAUGGAGGAUUGAAUAUAUGCGUCAAUUCUGAGAAAACAGUUGCAUAUCUUGGUUUAACAACCUCAGUCAUUAGAUUAAAUCUUUUCCCAAAUAUAAAUUUUGAUAUGGACAUCUAGCUGGUUUCGGAAGGAGAAGUUGAAAUGAAUACCUUAUUGAAAGUAGGCACAACAUUUAAAGUAGGCUAAUAAAUUUAAAUUAAUCUAAACUAAGUAUAUCCUUCAAAAUAAGCUUAUAUUAAUAAAGUUUUUUAUUAUUCUGACUUUAAUAUGCAAGAUCUCCCAUAUUGGGCUUCUUAUUCUUAAGCUAGCUAAUCAUUGAUUCUUUAACUGGAUAAGAAUUCUCUUCAGACUAGUUCAGCAAAUCAACUAAAUAGCAAUUAGACAAACUCGAUAAAUUCGACUCAAUAUCGCAAUUAGCUAUAAAUUUCAUAACAACAAUUUGUAUUUUCAGUGUCUUAAAAGUUGAGUAAAACAGAUUUUAUUAACAGUAAUUUAAACAUUACAUAGUAAUAAUCACAAUAAAUAUUUGUUGAUUGUAUAUUAGCUAAUUUAAUUACUCACGACUAUUUUGUUGUUUAGACCUCUUAAGAAGUUGUAAAUGCCCUUCUGCAAAAUAAAUAUUAAUAAAAUAUAAUUGAUUAUAUCUAUUAUAUCCUAUCUUAAAAGAAUAAUUAUUAUCCAAUAAAUUUUUUAGUAGAAAGCUCUUUAUAAGUAAACAUAGAUGACGAAAAUAUUGCCCCCUCUAUCUAGACAAUAAGUAGUUAACUUUAAAUUUCUUUGGAUAUAGAUAGUAAAUAGGGAUGCUUUAUUCCUUACUAGUACAGUGGAGUUUUGAUCUACUUAAAUUCUGAGAAUAACAAGAUUUAACUAUAAGGAGAUGUAGCUUCAAUAAACUCUGUUAUUAAUAGUGGAAUUCGGGUAGCAAAUUUUGUUAAUCCUUAACUAAUACAAUUAACAAUAACUAUUAAUGACUCUGUCAACUAUGUAAUAACUAAAACUAUACCAGCCACUCACAAAUAUCUCAUUAAGUUAAACCAGCCUAUAUCUAAUAAUCCUUCUUUGAGCUUAAGAGAUGACUUUGCCUUGAAAUUUUCGAAUUCCCAGUUAUAUAUUUUGGAAUCUUUCAGCUACACUUUUAAUCCAUAGGUCUUUCUGAAUCCUGAUGGACGUACUUUACAUUAUACAGCUAAAAUUCACAUCAAAGAUGAAUAUUAAACCUUGCCUUAAUAAUAUUGGCUUGUUUUUUAACAAGAAUAGAGAAAUUUCUUUGGUUCUGUUAGUUCCUCUUAGUUUCAAACAGUAGCAAGAAUUAUGAUUAAUGUGACGGAUGGUUACACAUACGCGAUAGAUUACUUUGAGAUGCAUUUUGAUCUUAUUCCUAUUUCGUAUAUACUUUUAUAUAUAUUUUAGAUUAUGAGUCCAAUCUUAGGGAUUCUAGGAUUGUGGAAAUAUAAAUCAUUAAUGUAUAAUAACUUCAGAAAAGAUAAUUACAUUACAACUAAAAUUUAAGUUUAAUCAGGUGAUGAAAUUUUACUACAAAUACCUCUGCUUGGAAAAAAUGUAGAAAUUGCUUAAUAAAUAUGGAAAAGCUAUUUUAAAUAAGUAAACAAAGCUCAAGUGUUAUAGGAACUAAAUUAGAUUUUAGAAAAAAAAGAUAUGGAUAACCAUUCUAUGUGCUAAAGCAAAUAAGAUAUGGCUGCUUCUACAAUUAAGCACAUGCCAGUCUUUAGGAAGAAAUAAGAAACAUUUUAUAAACUUUAGAAUAAAUUCGCUCAAACCUAUUUGAGGAGCAUAUCUAAAGUAAAAUAGAAUUAAGACUCACCUAGAUCUUAAAUUUAAAAAAGUAGAAAAAGUACCAUAAGCAGUAGUUUAUAUUUUAACUAGGAUGGGAGCUUAAAUAAUUAAUUUAUUCUAGAAUCAGUAAGAGAACAUUGUUCAUAAAAUUUUAAGGAAAAAGAUUUUAUAACUGAAGCACAAUUAAAUAACUCUAAGUCUAUGAUCUCUAGGGCAAUUGUAGGUUUAGCUGCUUUUUAAUUCUCUGAACUUCACCAAAUUAGCUAACAAAUUUUAGGCUUCCUUAAGAAUGUUGCUCUUUAAGAAGGAUAUCUAGAAAUAGAUUGGUAUAAAAGAUAUGUUUAGAUCAUUGCUUAGCCAAAAAAUAUUCACUAAGAUCAAUUUCCUAUAAUACAAUUUUCCGAGGAUUGUUUUAAUUAAAUAUUCUAAGCUACAUUCUAAAAGUAUGAAGAUAAAGAAGAAAAGAAAAAGUAAUCUUUAUAGCUUGUUCCAUUUAUAAAGCAGGUAAUAGAGGCAAUAGCUUUAGGAUUUACAUUAGAUGGUAAAGGGAUGGUACCAAAAAUCAGAGGUGAAUGUAUAGAAACCGAGUAUCAUGACAUUAAAAGUAUUCGAUCAUACCGUCCUAUUUAAAGAGCAAUAUACUGCUGUUUCAAAUAUAACUAUGAAGAGUUAGUGGAAAAGGAAUUCCACUAGAAUCAAGAACUUCCAUCAUGGAUCUAGAGUUUAGACAUUACUAACUCAGUCAUUUUAAUUUAAGGAAAAGCAGAAAAUAAAGAUAUCGGAGAAUAUGUUUUGAACUUAUAUAAUAAGAAAAACUUUUUAAUUAAAUAGAUUAGAAUUUAGAUUUCUCCUUGUUCUCAAACUAUCAACCAAUGCUUGAAUGUAUUAUCACCUCUAAUGAAUAAAUCUUAAAGUUAAUUGAUUCCUAUUGAAGAGAGUGUAAAUUAAAAAUACUUUUUAAACCCAAAAUAGAUAAGGUAAAAUUCCAUUUGUUUAUCAUUAACUAAUUCCAGUCCUUAGAAUAUUAACUUUCGAAAGACUAUUUUCCGUGAAGACUCUAUUCAAAAUAACUAUACGACUAAUUACUACAAUGAAGAAACCGAGUAAGACGAAAUAAUAUAAUUAUGA